GAGAGGUGAACACCGUGGAGGGACUUUAUGUGACUCGCGGGGAAUGUUUGUGACUGUGUUUGUGUGACCUACGUGACCCAGGAUGAGUAAGGAUUCCACUCUGGAGCGUCCCACCAGUCUCUAUGACAACUUCAGGCCUGGAGGAAGUCUGCACAGCAGCGGCGCUCUGUCCGUUGGUAACCUGACCACGGUGGGUGCGGGGCGCCACCACGCGCCUCUGGUGGCGCCACCCAUGGACCGCCUCAAGAGCCCAUCGCAGGCAAACUGCCUCAGCACCACGGUACCUCAGAAUAUCGCAGCGCCACCACUGUCAGGACGCCACACACCUACCAGGACCUCGCUACGUCACAGCCGCAUGAUCGUGCUGUCCAGGACGGGCGCAGUGCCCAGGAAGUACCUGCCCCAUGUGUUGUACCAUCACAAGCUGGCCAAGAGUCUGGUGGGACUGCAGACCCUGGUUGGUGCAGCGGUCAUUACAGUGGCCUCCUGGAUAUACAUGUACACACCCAGCCUCAGCUUCCGGGAUAUACCCUUCUGGAGUGGCAUUCCUCUCCUGUUAUCGGGGAUUCUUGGGCUUUUGUUGCUAUGUUGCUGUCACAAAGACUACCCUGGCUACCCAUUUUCCUGCUGUCUCUUCAGUUUUAAGGUGGUAAGCGUGACAGUGUCAGCCCUAGCAGCAAUCGGCUGUUUUUGCGCAGCAACGUUUGCGUUAAUACAUCUGCUCUCCCUGCAGCGCAUGACUUGUGAACCAGCCGACUCUUUGACAUCCAUCUGUGUCUGUCGAACAAACAACACAAACUACGUGGACGAACGACUCUACCCGGACCUUUCCUGUCCUAAGGUACAGAAUAUUCUGACAUUCCUACUGACUACCUCUGCUUCGUUCAACCUUGUUGGCGGUGUGAUAGCCACUUGGUACCUCUAUCUUCACUGGAGCAGUCGUUAUUCUUACGUCUACUCGCAAGUUCGCACCAACGAGCACCGGCCAAUGGUCAUCUCAAACAAACUAUAACCUCGACUACAAAGACUGAUAAUUUUAAUUUGUAAAUAAUGUACAAGAACAUAGUUUUUAGUUUUAAGUUUGCUAAAGAUAAUAGGAAACCAAUUUUAUAAGAGUUGACUUUUUUACCCUUCCCUUUCCUAGUGAUUUUAUACCUCAAAGCAGCAUAUGUGGGUUAACAAUACCAUUUACUUUUUGAAGGUAGACCAAUUGGCUUUAAGCAAGGUUACAUGUUUGAAGUACAUUACCAUUAAACU
This is a messenger RNA of Macrosteles quadrilineatus (aster leafhopper), 1257 nucleotides long. Its product is annotated as sarcospan-like. Lineage: Eukaryota; Metazoa; Arthropoda; Insecta; Hemiptera; Cicadellidae. The transcript has 6 exons. Bases 83 to 1012 code for a protein of 309 amino acids. The record is from RefSeq and is a predicted model, not a curated record. Gene Ontology annotation, cellular component: sarcolemma; dystrophin-associated glycoprotein complex.